Messenger RNA from Helobdella robusta, 624 nucleotides. RefSeq lists its product as hypothetical. The coding region runs from base 1 to 624 and encodes 207 amino acids. NCBI's taxonomy places the organism in Eukaryota, Metazoa, Annelida, Clitellata, Rhynchobdellida, Glossiphoniidae. The transcript is spliced from 3 exons. The record is from RefSeq and is a predicted model, not a curated record.
AUGGAAAUAAAAAACAAACAAAAUGUAUUAAAAUUUGGAGACAUAUCUCUGAAGGUUUUAUCGGAAGAAAGGGACCUUGGAAUAAUUAUAGACAAAAGUGGAGAACUUAACACGCAAGAUGAAACCAAGCCCGGCACACCAUCUACCAUAACGAACAACACCAGCAUCACAUCCAACUCUAAUCCCGCAACCCCCAAUGUCGACCUUGAUUUCAGCUCCUUUAUGGACAAAGACGAUGAUGAUGAUCAACUCUUCCAGUUCGACAUGGACUCUAUCGUCAACAACUCCACAUCAUACAGCACGGACAUCAACAAGACAUUCAACUCACACACAUACAAUCCAACAUCAUUACACCAACCUAACAACAAACGAACUAAAAAAGUCAUUGGCUGUAAACAUAAUAAUCUCCAUUUAUCGGGAACCAUCGAGACAAGACAGGACAACAACAACAAGACAACUACCAAUCAACAAACUACGUCAAACAUCCAGUACCAAUUACUUCAACAUCAACUCGGAAGCAUGAUGAUAAACCCAGACCAAAUAAUAUAUAAUACUCUUAAAAACUACUCUUUGUUACUCUACAAGCAUUGGAAAAAGCAUCAAUCAUAUUUGGACACAAGCUGA